Molecule: messenger RNA, 1494 nt
Organism: Hydra vulgaris (swiftwater hydra)
Lineage: Eukaryota; Metazoa; Cnidaria; Hydrozoa; Anthoathecata; Hydridae
Source: RefSeq, a predicted model, not a curated record
AACUCUUACAGAUAAAAUCAAAUUAAAGUACAAACAGCAUGUCUCUUAUUACAGGGAGUAUUAAAUCUAUUUUAUCAAUUAAAAUUAAACACAGACAUGAUAGCUACAGUGAUCAAAUAUCAAGAAUUUUUGUGGCCAAAUCCUUUAUGGUUGCAAGUUUAGUAAUAGGAGUUGAUUGGUUCCGCGAUAAUGUUUUCUGCACUCUCCCGAAAAAUUCAAUCAUAAAUGAAGAUUUUGUACAUAAAGCAUGUUGGAUCCAGGGGUUUUAUAUUUACCCACAAAUGGAAAACUACGCUGAUCGUUCUGCAUAUUAUGGGAUACCACAAUAUGUUGAAAUAGAUGGCAUAAGAAAAGACAAUAUGGACUUGUGUAAAACAAGGAAAAAGCUUUACGAAUUAGACAAGAUGUGCACGCCAAUGGAAAAAUACUAUUUUUCUCAUUAUCAAUGGAUGCCAUUUUACAUGGCUAGUUUAUCAACUUUAUUUUACCUACCAUAUGUUUUAUACAGACUAAUUAACGCCGAUAUAAUUAGUUUGAGGCAACAUUUAAAAAACUCUAAGACUGAAGUCAAUGAUAUUGUUGAUAACUACUUUAAUCGUGAAUUAAACACAAAACGUAAAAUGAGAUACAGAAUUUUUGCAAACAUUUUAAUAAAAUGUGCUUAUGUUGGUAUUAAUGCAUUCACUUUUAAUCUCCUCAAUCAUAUUUUAAACCAUCGAUACCGCGACUACGGAGUGAAUUGGUUGAAGUGGCUUCAAUAUAAUUCAUCUAUGGCUUUAAACUAUAAUUUAAGAAAAAUACCUACUCCUGGUAAUAAAAUGCUUCCUACUUUUGGAUAUUGUGAUGUACACGAGCUUGCAAUGGAUGGUGAAUCUGCUAUUGAUAACAAAAAUAAAGUUUUGUGUGAAAUCUCCUCGAAUAUUUUGUAUCAAUAUGUGCUAAUGGUCAUAUGGUUUGUUUUGAUUCUGUCAAUUACUGCAUCUAUUAUUGGUGUUUUUGUGUACAUAUUAACUCAUUUGAUUAAUAUUUUCUACCUUGUUAGAAGUGAAAAAAACUCGAAGUUUAUUUACCGUUUCUUGACAUUCAGAGAAUGUGAAUAUCUAGAGUUCAUUCGUCAAAGAAAUCUUGCUCUUUAUGGAAAUGUAGUUAGAGAAAUAAACGCUAAAAUAGUCCUUAAUUCAAAUACAAUACCAACAAACAAUCACAUAGCAAAUAAUAAACAAAUGGCAACAAACGAGACAAUAAAAAACAAUAUAAAAGAAAACGAUUUAAUGUUUAUUAUGGCAAAAAAAGAAGGAAAAACACAAACACUCAAUGGAAUUCCGGGACGAUUGAAUUCUUACGAAACAAAUGCAUAAAACCUUUAAAUUUACUUUUUAAUGCAGCUCAAACAUUUAGCCACUGAAUAGUAAAUAAUUUAUUGUAUAAAAAAAUGUAAGCUUAAUGCUUUAUGCACAUUACAUCUAAUAAUAGCAAUAAACUAUUUUUUAAUUA